AUGGUGGACUCCAUACAAACAGCCUCCGCCGAGAAGCGUCUAAGGGUCCUUCGGGGACUCCUUGCACUGCCCAAACAGUUGGACAGCAGCGACUCCACUGCCGGCGGUAACAACUGGCGGGCUGACGCCAACUUCACCCUCUACCUCGGUGAUUUCGACUGGGACAACUUUGUGGUCGAUCCAAAGAACUAUCGGGUCACCAUCGUUCAAGCGCGCCACAUCAUCGCGGUGGAUAAAAAUGGGAAGCUCCGGAAGCGCGAUGAGAUGCAUACAGUUAACGCUACCGUGCUGAAUGAGGCUACCGCGGCAGCUAUUGCAACUGGUCGUUGUCGGGGCAACGUGUCGGAGACGGGGGACGCUGGUGGUCCCACUCCACCCUGCCUGUCAGAAGCCCACGCC
This is a messenger RNA of Dibothriocephalus latus, 399 nucleotides long. NCBI's taxonomy places the organism in Eukaryota, Metazoa, Platyhelminthes, Cestoda, Diphyllobothriidea, Diphyllobothriidae. The record is from the annotation of a GenBank genome assembly.